This is a messenger RNA of Stegastes partitus (bicolor damselfish), 3129 nucleotides long. It is a transcript of the gene arid3a, whose product is annotated as AT-rich interactive domain 3A. Gene Ontology annotation, biological process: regulation of transcription by RNA polymerase II. Bases 969 to 2630 code for a protein of 553 amino acids. Gene Ontology annotation, cellular component: nucleus. The record is from RefSeq and is a predicted model, not a curated record. Gene Ontology annotation, molecular function: DNA binding. NCBI's taxonomy places the organism in Eukaryota, Metazoa, Chordata, Actinopteri, Pomacentridae. The transcript has 9 exons.
AAAAGUGGAGCUGUGCAUCCUGAGCAGGAGCCUCCUCCAGCUCUCCAGCCCCUCUCUACGCUUCACACCCCGGCACUUACCGACAUCCCCUGCCGCGGGGGGUGGGGGGUGCUCGGGGGGCUGGACCCUGCUGAUUCAGAGGUUAGGAAUUUGCAUCUGAUGGCUGUUUGUCAACCAAUGAUGUGACUGUGCAGGCCGGAGAGUCUCUCCACGCCUCUCUCUCUUCGGUCUCGUCUGUCCGUCCGUCUGCGUCGGAGCGACGCUCAAAACUCUGAAAGAAAAAAAAAAAAAAAAANAAAAAAAAACACAAUUACACGCCGAGGCAGAGUGCGUGGAUAUCAUGCAGUCACAUGAAACCACUUUAUUUGUAGCCGACAAACACACGGAGCAGCGCCGCUCUUCGUCGCUUCGGUGCCGUUUUCUCAGCGUGUAGACCGGAGAGGGGGCAGAGAGGGACCCGGGACUCGGAGGCGGACAACAGGAAUGUUUCUUCCGCUUCCAAAGAGUGUCAAAACCGAACGGAAGCCGAUGCGGUCUUUGUAGUCUGUCAGUGAAGUUUUGUACUCCCACCUUCACUUCCACUGCGUGUGCCUCAUUGAGCGCUGUGCAACUCAGCGCUGCUACUGGCUUUGGUUUCCCCCCAGCUGCAGGAAAAACCAUUGAGACAAGAGAGCAGCCUCUGUCUCUAGAACUGCAGCCGACCUCUGACUGCAUGUCUCAGAGCGCUCAUCGACCCCCCUCCUCUUUUUCCUCCUUCUACUCGCACUCAAGGACCUACAUUUCCACAUAACCAUAACCUCCAAACUUUCAGCCAGCUGUUAGCUGCUUCAUCACAGGCACAGUUGGCAAUUGCUUCCUCUUGGAAGAAGGUUCGAACGUUGUCCCCUGACUGGCCCCCAACUGGUGCUCCUUCAGUGGGGGAGGGAGGGGAAGGAAGGCCACUGAUCGUUGUGCCGCUUUCCCUGGAGAUGAAGCUGCAGGCCGUCAUGGAGAACCUGCACAGGCAGCAGAGGGCCAAACUGUUGAUGGAGCAGCAGCUACAGCAGCAGGCCGCCGCCCAACACACUCAGGUCCGCACAGGUGGAGGGGAUGAGCCGAUGGGGAGCCCGGCCCCCGAAGCAGAGCAGGCCCAGAUGGCAGCCCUGGCGGCCAUGCGUGCUGCCGCGGCCGGGCUGCAGAGGGUGUCCGACAGCCCCAUGUCAGAGCGCAGCAGCGGCGGCGAGGAGGAAGGUGACGACGAUGACAAUGACGAAGGGGAGGAGCCCUACAAGGACAUGAUGGGGUCAGAUGAGGAGGAGCAGAUCAAACAGAAGUGGGACGAGGAGGACUUUGAAGGUGAGAUGGAGGAAGACUUUGACGAUGACCUGACAGAAGAAGGUCUACCGACGGGCCACGAUGCUGUGGCCCCUGGGAAGGGCAUCCUCCUGCUGCCUCACCGCCAACUCCACCCCCAUUCCCAGCUGUUGAAGGUCCGUCCCAAUGUCGAGCAGGAGCCGCGAGUAGCCAUCCUCCCGCCACAUGCUACGCACAGCCACCUGGGUGGGCAGGACCACGGAGAAUGGACCUAUGAGGAGCAGUUCAGACAGCUGUAUGAACUGGAUGGAGACCCGAAGAGAAAAGAGUUUCUGGACGAUCUCUUCAGCUUCAUGCAAAAAAGAGGAACCCCGGUGAAUCGUAUUCCCAUCAUGGCCAAGCAGGUCCUGGAUCUGUACAUGCUCUACAGGCUGGUGACAGAGAAAGGCGGCCUGGUCGAGGUCAUCAACAAGAAGCUGUGGAGGGAGAUCACCAAGGGACUCAACCUGCCUACCUCAAUCACCAGUGCAGCCUUCACCCUCCGCACACAAUACAUGAAGUACCUGUACCCAUAUGAAUGUGAUAAGAGGGGUCUGAGCAACCCCAACGAGCUUCAGGCAGCCAUCGACAGUAAUCGACGGGAGGGCCGACGACAGAGCUUCGGCAGCUCCCUCUUCACCUACUCGCCCAACGGGACUCCCACCAUGCUGUCCUCGCCGAAGCUCCCCACGCCGGGUGUUGGCCUGACAGUGGGCACCAAUGGGGCCUCGCUGACCCCCAUCCAGAAGAUCAAGAAAGAGGAGGGAGGCCAGCCGCUGCCGGGGGUUGGUGUGGCUCGUUUGCCAGUGGGGGCCUUGGCGGGUCACUCGGUGGCUGCUGUGCAGGCAGCGGCAGCCCAGGCAGCAAUGGCAGCUCAGGUGGCUGCUCUGGAACAGCUGAGGGACAAACUGGAGGCCGGGGAGCCACCAGAGAAGAAGAUGGCGCUGCCAGCCGAGGAGCACCACCGACUGCUGCAGAGAGCGCUGCAACACAACCUGCUGGCCAUGACUGCUCAGAUACCUAUGAACAUCCGCAUUAACAACCAAGAUGGCAGGCAAGACUCUGCUCUGAACCUCACCACCAACGGCACAAGCAGCAUCAGCAUGUCAGUGGAGCUCAAUGGAGUGGUGUACACUGGCGUUCUUUUUGCUCAGGGAGCAGCAGGGUCAGCCUCGUCCGGUGCGUCUGCAUCGUCCGUCUCCAACAAGGCUGUCAGCAGUCGUGUCGCUCCACAGCAGCAGCAGCAGCAGCAGCAGCAGAACACACCUACCUCAACCUCCAGCAACCCUUUGUCUUAACAAACUCCCAGCCUUUCCACUUUUUUUUUUUUUUUUUUUUUUUUUUAAUUACCACGCUAAGUAAAGCCAAAAAGCAACCUCAUUUUCUAUAUCAUCUAUGCCAAAAAAAAAAAAAACCGAGAAGAACCAUAAACCACACAGAAAGACACAAACUGAAACUCAGUUCACUUGAAGUACACUAUCUCAGGUUUUCUCUCACAAACUCACCUCUUUUGUUCUUCAUCGCCAAAAUGAGUUAGAAAAAAAAAAAUCCCAACUGAGAGCCAGUAUAUGCUAAACAAAUACGUAUGCACAACCUGUGAAUUAUUUAUUUCUGCAUAAAUGUACAGAUUAUUGGAGAACAAAAGAGAAGGUAAUAACUAGGAAGGGUAAUGCAUUGUUUACACACACAAACACAGCUACUGACUGACAAUGAUGUUUUAUCCUCUAGGGGAGAGAUUUUUUUUUUAAAGAAAUUAUUUUAACUCUUCAUUGUCAAUAUUAUCAUUAUUGUUAUUCU